Messenger RNA from Sesamum indicum (sesame), 870 nucleotides. RefSeq names its product protein phosphatase. Gene Ontology annotation, molecular function: phosphatidic acid transfer activity. The record is from RefSeq and is a predicted model, not a curated record. Gene Ontology annotation, cellular component: cytosol; nucleus; mitochondrial intermembrane space. NCBI's taxonomy places the organism in Eukaryota, Viridiplantae, Streptophyta, Magnoliopsida, Lamiales, Pedaliaceae. Gene Ontology annotation, biological process: phospholipid translocation.
GGACAAGGAGAAAAAGUAAAAACACGGGAAUGGUUAAUUGGUCCGAUUCAGAGAGGUGUAAUUCAGCAAUCACAGCAAUGUUUUUGGAAUGAUUAAUCUGUAGAAAUGGGGAUUAUCAGAGAGAAGAAGCGCGCUUCUCCUUCGGCAACUUCACCUUGUGCCCACUUCCGAACUGCUUAUCACAACUGCUUCAACAGGUGGUAUUCAGAGAAGUUCUUGAAGGGCCAGUGGGAUAAAGAAGAGUGUGUUUCUGAGUGGGAGAAGUACAGAGAGUGUUUGUCUCAAUAUUUGGAUGAUAAGCAUCUAAGUCGGUUCUUGGAGGCUGAUGGCAUCGGGGGCUUAAACAAUCCAGCUGAAUUUAAGGGCCAAACUGGUGUUUCUUAGUGAUUUUUUUUAUCAGAGGAAUACUACCGUGGCUAUUGAUUGAUUGGGGAUCCCUGCAUAUUGUGAUCAAUCAGAGUGUUGGGAGUCCAGUACGACUAGCAGUAUGGUCUAUAGGGGGGAGUUCAUCUAGUCAUGUAAUUUUUCAAUUAAGAGAAAUUUUUCUAUGAUAUCUUCACUGUUGUAUCCAUACUUAGGGCAUAUUGAUCAGCUGUUUCUGGAACUGUUUCUUUACUCAGGAGCCGAAGUUGUUCUUGCAAUUUUGCAUAAAAAGAAGUCCCAAUACACUACAUGCCAAUUAUUUGAGAGAGGCAAUCCCUUGUAAGGCGCGACCUUACUUAAAACCAUUGCCAUCAGCUACAAUAACAUGAUGAGUUUCGACCAAAUGGGUCAGUUCUUUUGUAUACUUAGCAGCAGUUUUUGAAUCUAGAUCCAGUAGCUUUUUAUUUCUUCUUGAAAAGGAAAUGAGCAACCAUCCACUCUUCUCCA